UUUGACGCUUUGGUUGUAUAACCUCGGGAAAGCAGAGAGACGCUGUUAACGCAGCACGACUUAUUUAUUGUUUUCUUUGAAUCUACCAAAAAUAGUUUAUCAAAACAUUUGUGUAAUCAAACACAAAACUGUGUAUAAAUGGAUUUUCGAGCCAAAGGCAAAUUAAUAAAUUGUACCUGCAACUAAGUGAUUCUAAUAUGGCCAUCGAUCUAAGUAAAAUUUGUCGCUUGUGUUUGAAAAGUGUAAAAUCGGAAAAGGAAUUAGUUGAUAUCUUCAAAAACGAUGAAAACUGUUCGCUCCCGAUGAGGAUAAUGGCAUGUUCAGCUUUAGAGGUAAGCCAAAGUGACGCUUUGCCGAAAAACAUGUGUGUGGAGUGUCGCUAUGGACUGGAGAAAUUCUACCUGUUCCGGAAAAAAUCGAAAAACGCAGACACAAAAUUACGUCGGCACCUGCGAUUGGUGAAUGCUGGCAAAGUGAGCAAUGUAUUCGAAGAAGAGGAUGAUGACAGUGAAGAAUGUGAACAGUCAAUUGCCAUCCUCGCUAAAUGGGAGGGUCAGCAGGCGAAUAAACAAAUUGCACACAAUGACGACCGUAUUCAGAAUUUGAAACGCCAGUGGAACUUGGAGAUACGGAAAUGGGAAAAUGAUAAGGAACAAUGGGAAUUGGACAAGAUGUUGCUGCAGAAAAAGGUCGAGCAGUUGGAGAAUCUGAGGCGUGAAAAGCAAGAACAAUACCAAAAACUUCUAAGCCAAACAUCCGCAUUUGAAAUGGACAACACUUACCAGGAGCUUAUUAUCAAAAAUGAACCGAACGUCAGAGACAAACAAACGAAGGAAUGCGAUUCGACGGAAAUGGACAGUGAAGAAUAUUCGACAACAUUAAUGGUUCUCGAAUCAAACGAUAACUACGAGAAUUAUGAAAUGAUAACCGAUGAAGCGAAUAACUACACUUCGAUGUUUGAAGACGAAGAAGAGGAAUCGGAAGGUGCCGGGGACGAUGUUAUUGAUCGCGACCAAACCAAUUAUAUUUUAAGUGGAAACGAUGAUGAGAUUGAAAUAUCAUUUACGGAAGCUGAUGGUGAUGGUGAGAGCCAAAAAGAGGAUGACGAGGACUACACAAACACGGAGUAUUUAGAGAUUGAUGACGAUGAUGCAAAAGAAGAUGAAGAAGUGAUUCCGCUUGAAUUCAGUUCAAUGACCAAAGUUAUUCGUAAUACCAUUGCUGCGUGCACGGGCAUUAUGCCGGACCGUGAAGGUAUCGAAUGUAAGGUGUUCAAGAAAAAUGGCAAAUCAACGAAAAUUGCCGUGACGUCUGCCGAAAAUCCAGAGAAAACGUAUUACAUUGGCAUCCAGGAAAAUAGUAACGAUUCGGAGAGUAAAAAGCGACUCAAAGAAAAUCCCAACGAAAAGAAGCGAGGCUUAUGCUGUGAAUUUUGUACAAAAUGGUUUCCGAGUAGAAGUUCGCUGCUUCGUCAUGUACGCAUUCACACAGGCGAAAAACCGUUCCGAUGUGAAGAAUGUGGAAAAGCCUUCGUGCAGAAAGAAAUUCUGAAGCGGCACCAGAUGAUCCACUCCGGUGAAAAACCUCAUCAGUGCACAUUCUGUGAUAAGGGUUUCGUGCAGCGGGACAUGCUCAAACAACACAUAAAUCGAAAACAUUCAAAAAAUCCGAUCAUCAACUUGCACAAAUGUCAGCAAUGCUCGAAGGCAUUUCAUCAUGCAUCCGGUCUGAGUCGUCAUAGUUUGGUGCAUACUGGCCGAAAAUUCGAAUGUGAAUUUUGUUCGAAACCAUUUAGCGAUAAGAGCGCAAUGAAACGACAUGUAGCGUCGUUGCACAGCAACAUAAUGAAAAUUGAGACAUAAAAAA
Messenger RNA from Bradysia coprophila, 1866 nucleotides. RefSeq lists its product as uncharacterized. Gene Ontology annotation, biological process: embryo development; regulation of transcription by RNA polymerase II. Gene Ontology annotation, cellular component: nucleus. Lineage: Eukaryota; Metazoa; Arthropoda; Insecta; Diptera; Sciaridae. The record is from RefSeq and is a predicted model, not a curated record. Gene Ontology annotation, molecular function: zinc ion binding; DNA-binding transcription factor activity, RNA polymerase II-specific; RNA polymerase II transcription regulatory region sequence-specific DNA binding.